Molecule: messenger RNA, 1150 nt
Organism: Manis javanica (Malayan pangolin)
Lineage: Eukaryota; Metazoa; Chordata; Mammalia; Pholidota; Manidae
Gene: CCDC12
Product: coiled-coil domain containing 12
Cellular component (GO): post-mRNA release spliceosomal complex; U2-type spliceosomal complex
Source: RefSeq, a predicted model, not a curated record
AAGACAGGCUGACCUAGGAGUGGAGAGUCAGGGAAGGCUUCUUGAAAACAUGAAGCUUGAAGAAUCAGGACAAGUGCACAAGAAUGGGUCUGCACAUUUCAAGUGGCCAGCAUGGAUUGUGCUGUGGUUGGCACUUAGGCAAAACCAGAGCGAUCGACGCGCUCUAUCUUCCUUCACUCAGGUCUGACUUCACUGGCUGCUUUCUCACUGAUUGGCGUUGGACGAAUCGAGCCUUAGAGCCUUUUCGUUUGACUGCCUUCCGAGGGCUAGGAGAGUUGUGGGGUAGAAAGAGAGCGGGCCCGGCUAUAGCAACUCGGCAUUGAUUGGCUUUCAGGACUUCCUGUUCUCCACACCUUGGACCAGCGCGCUGCCGGACGAGAGGAGGAGGAGGGUGGGUAAGAUGGCGGCCACUACAGCCGGUGUGGGCCGGCUAGAGGAAGAGGCGUUGCGGCGAAAAGAACGACUGAAAGCCCUGCGAGAGAAAACAGGGCGCAAGGUGAGGAAUGCGAAGGAAGGGCCGUGGCUGAGAAAGCCAGCGUUCGCACCCGGAACAGGGAACGACCGGGCAGGGAACUACGAGGAAAAAGCAGCUGCGAGGACGCGCAUGUGCAGUAGGGAACUCAGGCUGCGGAACUAUGUCCCAGAGGAUGAGGAGCUGAAGAAGAGGAGGGUGCCCCAAGCCAAACCAGUUGCAGUGGAAGAGAAGGUGAGGGAGCAGCUGGAGGCCGCCAAGCCGGAGCCCAUCAUCGAGGAAGUGGACCUGGCCAACCUCGCACCCCGGAAGCCUGACUGGGACCUCAAGAGAGAUGUAGCCAAGAAGCUGGAGAAGCUAGAAAAGCGGACCCAGAGGGCCAUCGCUGAGCUGAUCCGUGAGAGGCUGAAAGGCCAGGAGGACAGCCUGGCCUCUGCAGUGGAUGCCACCGCCGAACAAGAAGCCUGUGACUCUGACUGAGGCGCACCCUGUCACCUCACCCCCUGUCAGGCCUGUCCUGUAGCGGGGUCUCCUGAGUAGCCUUUACCAGCCCAGGCAGGGGCAGGGCCAGCUGCAACGCUAUGGGCUGGCUGUGUCUGUACAUAUGUAUGUGUGUUGAACCUUUUUUUUUUUAAUCUCUGGAAAUAGAAGCAAGCAGACCCCUCUGUGUGGCACAAA